This is a messenger RNA of Protopolystoma xenopodis, 384 nucleotides long. Lineage: Eukaryota; Metazoa; Platyhelminthes; Monogenea; Polystomatidea; Polystomatidae. The record is from the annotation of a GenBank genome assembly.
AUGUCACUUGUCUGCAUCACGAGGCAGCACACUUGCGCCACUUACACACUCUACUCCACUCCACUCCACUCCACUCCACUCCACUCCACUCCACUCCACUCCACUCCACUCCACUCCACUCCACUUGACGCACGUGCAUGUCGCAUCGGCGGCGAGGUUGGUGGUGUACGUCGUUUGGACGUGACAGUCGCACGUGAUCGUCGAGCAAGUCGCAGGAGAAGGGUAGCAACUAAGAAUGAAGCUAAAGCCGUAGCAGAAGUAGUAGUAGCGAGGAGAGGAGAGGAGAGGAGAGAGGAGAGGAGAGAAGGCUUUGAGAUGGGGGAACUGCAGUUGAAACCAUUUGAAGACAGAACAGGCCUCGAGAUUGAAAGCAAGGCAGGAUAG